Molecule: messenger RNA, 4889 nt
Organism: Zonotrichia albicollis (white-throated sparrow)
Lineage: Eukaryota; Metazoa; Chordata; Aves; Passeriformes; Passerellidae
Gene: MBNL2
Product: muscleblind like splicing regulator 2
Biological process (GO): regulation of RNA splicing
Cellular component (GO): nucleoplasm; cytoplasm
Molecular function (GO): metal ion binding; RNA binding
Source: RefSeq, a predicted model, not a curated record
AGAAGGAAGGGCUGCAGUCUUUCAGCAACAGAGUUUAGGCUGUGUCUGCUUCAUCAUCUGAGGAAAAAUCCCCCGAUAAGUCACAAGGCUUUCUGAGUAGAAAACCCAAAACAUUACAGGCUGCUCAUUGUUUCGUGUCAGAAUUAGUUACCAUGAUGCGAUGGGGAAGAUGUGGCUGUUUGUUUGUAUCAGAUGUUCCUGUUCACGUUGGGAAUGCAUCGAAUAGACAGGGCUAAACAAGGUCAGUGACUUAAAAAGUGCCUUUGCCAAGUCACUUUUCCGAGCGAGGACUGCUACGCCCGUGUUCUCAAAAUCCCGUCUUUGCCAGCCAGACAUUGCCUUCACCUUACACCUGGCAGAAGAUACCUCAGCUGUCUCCAUUUGCCAAUUAGUUGAUGGGAAACUGAAAGCAGAAAAAGGAUUAUUAUUAUUGUUAUUCCUGGGACAUGAACAAAUGACUGCGUUGCUUUUCUCGUGUAAUCAAUACCGGCAAGCAACCAUCAGGGGACUGCUAUUCUAUCAAGGAGUGCCAUUGCAUUGAUGGACCUUGGCUUUAAACCAGUGCAUCCGUGAUUACAAUCAACAAACCCACGUGUUUUACAGACAGAAAUGCGACUGAGCAUGUGUUUUCCCAGCCAAAAGUCUACGAGCGGGACUUAAUGAUUGAUGAGUGACUGCUUGCUGAUAAACUUUCUCUGCUUGUUCUGCUUUGUGUGCGUUGGACGUCGUUAAUCGUCCCCCACUGUUUGUUUUUUUUAACUUAAUUUUCCAUUAGAAUUGAAGUUAUUUUUUACUGACUUCCUUCCCCCCCCCNCCUUUGUCAUUAGUUUUGGAAAUUUCUUCAGCAUAAUUCACCUGACAGCAACUUACAAGUUCAAAAUCAGCUUCUCAUCAUGGCUUUGAAUGUUGCUCCCGUAAGAGACACAAAAUGGCUGACACUAGAAGUGUGCAGGCAGUUUCAGAGGGGAACUUGUUCACGCUCUGAUGAAGAAUGCAAAUUUGCACACCCCCCUAAAAGUUGCCAGGUUGAAAAUGGAAGAGUUAUUGCCUGCUUUGAUUCCUUAAAGGGUCGUUGUACAAGGGAGAACUGCAAGUACCUUCACCCACCAACACAUUUAAAAACUCAACUGGAAAUCAAUGGCAGGAACAACUUAAUCCAGCAAAAAACUGCAGCAGCAAUGCUCGCCCAGCAAAUGCAGUUCAUGUUUCCAGGGACACCACUACAGCCAGUGCCCACAUUUCCAGUGGGUCCCACAAUAGGAACGAACACGGCUAUUAGCUUUGCUCCUUACCUAACGCCAGUAACACCAGGAGUUGGCUUAGUCCCGACUGAGAUCCUGCCCACGCCGCCUGUCAUUGUUCCUGGAAGUCCACCGGUUUCAGUCCCCAGUUCAACUGCUACCCAGAAACUCCUCAGGACUGAUAAACUGGAGGUGUGCAGGGAGUUCCAGCGGGGGAACUGUGCGCGUGGAGAGACUGAUUGCCGCUUUGCGCAUCCGGCAGACAGCACAAUGAUUGACACAAAUGACAACACCGUAACCGUGUGUAUGGAUUACAUAAAAGGUCGUUGCAUGAGGGAGAAAUGCAAGUAUUUUCACCCUCCUGCACAUUUGCAGGCCAAAAUCAAAGCGGCGCAACACCAAGCCAACCAGGCUGCAGUGGCAGCCCAGGCAGCUGCGGCAGCUGCGACUGUGAUGACUCAGUCGACUGCCAAAGCAAUGAAGCGACCUCUCGAAGCAACUGUAGACCUGGCCUUUCCUCCUGGUGUUCUUCACCCUUUACCAAAGAGACAAGCACUUGAAAAAAGCAAUGGUGCCAGUGCCGUUUUCAAUCCCAGUGUCUUGCACUAUCAACAGGCUCUUGCCAAUGCUCAGUUGCAGCAACAUGCAGCGUUUAUCCCGACAGGGUCAGUUUUGUGCAUGACACCCGCUACCAGUAUUGAUAAUCCUGAAAUAGCCGGCAGGAGCGGGACGGAGUGUCACGAAGCCUCCCUGCGGACGGCCAAGCACGGCUACUGUACAUACUACCCCGUCUCCUCCUCUCUAGAGUUGCCACAAACUGCAUGCUAAGUCAAGAAUUUGUUCUUAUGGACAAAUCAAAAACUCAAAAAAGCUAGUGCUGCUAUGUCAUAUAUGAAUAUUAAAUAUGGUAUGCUUACUAUACUCCAACCUAAAAUAGUUAACUACCUGAUACCAGCUGUGAUGUUUCAAGACAUAAAGAAUAACAUUUAGUUUUAAAGGUUUUCUAAGCAUAGUUUAAUUAUUGCAAAUAUUGUCGUUUCUCCAUAACUACACCUAACGAAAAUGGUCCAGAUCAGUUCGUCUCGUGAGAUUCCACGUUUAUGAAUCUUUCGAGCUCAGCAAUAAUUGAAUUGCAUUGACUAAAAACUUUCCCCAGUUGCAGGUUUAAUUUUCACCCAAACUAUGAUUCGGGGUUUUCUUCUCAGUUAAAAAAAAAAUCUUGGUUUUGCUCCCUUGGUGAGUUGAUUCCAAGACAGAAGAGAUGAAACGCAGCCCGGUGUCCUGCACAUCAUCCUGCCAAUCUGAUAUUUUUAGCCAGAAGUCCAAAGUAAAGCACAAAGUCUUUAGAUGCACAUGGUUGGUGUUUGACUUGUAUGGAGAAGUUGCAUUUGAAUCAUAGCAGAAUAGCAAAAGAAAAUUUUAAAAAAUUUGCACAGUAUGAACUUCAUACCCCUUUCAAUCCCCAAAAGAACAAAGUCUUGAGAAUAUUAUUUUACGAGUAUAUUUAUAAUGUUUUUAAAAUAGACUUUGCAGAAGUGCCUAAAUUUUGUCACAUCAGACUUGAUGAAAGUGAGCCUGAUGCCAACAGUCAAAUCUCAUCGGACGUGAAUAAUCUUUGAAACUCGUAGUCAGGUUACCAAAAAGAUCCAAGCUGUUAAGAAGUAAUUUCUGGAAGUGUAAAAUCAAACAAAACAAAAAAAACCAAGACCAAACUAACAAAAGAAAAGGCAAAAAAAAAGGCUGUAGAUUAAGAGAUUGUAUGAUACUCUAAUUUAAUUAAAAUUCAGUUGAGUCACUGAGACUUCAUAGGUGACUUUAAUCUAGGCUAUUAACUGAACACUAAGAAUGUAGAAUGAGAUUCAGUUUAAUAAAUCAUUACUGUAUUUGCAUUUUUUUAAUUGGAUUAUAAGAUUGUAACCAGAUUAGAGUGGAGAAAAAUUAGUUCUUUUAAUUGUUUUCCUUUAAAAACAUAUUUUAUGUCACAAAAGUAUGAAGAUAUCUUUAAUACAAUUAUAUACAUGUUAUAUAUACAUACAUACAUAUAUAUGGAUGAAGCAGAUUUUAAUGUUGUUUACUUUUUUAAAUACUUUGUUGAUUUACAAGGUAAUUAUAUAUGUAUAAUUAAAAUUUCAUUUGUUUGAUUUGAGAUUUGUUUCAAGCACUAUUGUACCAAAUAUUUCAUAUUUCACAUUUUAUAUGUUGCACAUGUAUCACAUAAAUUACAUAGUUUUUAAAUUAUUGUUUGAAAAAACAAGACAGCUGUUAUAAGUGGAUAUUAUGUAUAAUUGUUUGCAGCAUAAGUUUUCUAUGUGGACAUUACUAGUGAUUGCAGUAUUUUAACUUAACCUCUUCAGAUUGAUUGUAAACUAUUUUAAACUUUGGCAGCACUGCCUGUUCUGAACGACUGAAGGCACUAACCAUAUUAUUAUUUGUCUAGGAAAUUAUUUUCCAGGCUAAAUCUUGUUUGUCCGAUGUCUAAUUACUAUCUAUUUAUAUAUAAAGCUGGAGAUUUGAUCAUCCGAAAGAAAAACAAAUAAUCAUAAUUUGGUUGUAAAAUUAACAUAGUGCUUGUAACGUUGCGUUAGUUUAAUUUGUGGAAAAAUAAUGUAUCUUAACUUGUUAUUUAGCAGUUAAGGUAUCACCAUUAUAUACUAUUAAAACACUAAUAUUUGUAGACUUUCUCAGUCAUUAUAACUAGGUAGUUGACACUGCAACUUGCCUAUAUCUGUCAAAGUUGUUUUUAUUUUUUUAUAAUAGUUAAUUUAGGCAUUUGGGUAGCUUAUUGUAUAAUACUAAAUGGUAAAUUAUCCAUGUUUAAAUAUUUUAUGUAGAUAACUCUUCAAGACAUCAUUUUGUGUGAACUUUUUAUGUUUCAAAAUUACUGUUAUUCUAUGUUUUUUACAAUUAAUCCAAUAUUACUAUUUUUUGCCCAUGGAUGACGAAGCUUCAGAUACAUCAGGUCUUUCAUCCAGAUAAACUGACAGACAAAAAGAGAAAAUGUAUUUUUAAUAAGAGAUCCACUUUCCGACUUUAUGACUUUGUAAUAUUCCUGAAAACUGUACAAGUACAAACCUAUGCUAACAGUAAGGAGGCAAUUACAGAGAUGUGCAAAUACGUGUACAACAGAUUCUGCAUUUUAUUUAUUUAUAAAGUAAUUUUAUAGACUAUUUCAAAAUUUGGGAAAAUCUAAAACUAUUUUUCUGUAUAAAUAUUAUUUGCCAAAACUUUGUUUAUAUUUUAAAAAAAAGUCUAAUGAAAAUGAUUAAAUUUUAAAUGCUUUGUUUAAUUAAAAAAAUACAACAAGAAAUAUAACCCCCUAAAAGAACCAUGAGAUGGGCCAACACAGAGACAGUAAAUACUGUAGCUGGGACAUGGUUUCAAGUGACUUGAGAUGUCUCAGUGCUUAUUUUCUUCAAAGGAUACAGCACCUCACCAAAAUACCUUUUUGUUUGCCUCUCUCAUCCAGCAUAAUUGACGACACAUACAAUGAAUAUUUCAGUAACAGUUAAAACAAACCCCUCAAUUCACUCUUUUCCAGCAUAUAUAAUUACUAGUGGUCUGUUAAAUAGCCAUUCUAUUUCUGUUGUGACGUUAAAUUCAUUCACCCAAUGUACAACCACUGAAAUAAAAAGAAGCAUUUUAAAAUGA